Ceratosolen solmsi marchali is the source of this 3262-nucleotide messenger RNA. It is a transcript of the gene beta'COP, whose product is annotated as coatomer subunit beta'. The record is from RefSeq and is a predicted model, not a curated record. The coding region runs from base 241 to 3138 and encodes 965 amino acids. Lineage: Eukaryota; Metazoa; Arthropoda; Insecta; Hymenoptera; Agaonidae. Gene Ontology annotation, cellular component: COPI vesicle coat. Gene Ontology annotation, molecular function: structural molecule activity; protein binding. The transcript is spliced from 10 exons. Gene Ontology annotation, biological process: endoplasmic reticulum to Golgi vesicle-mediated transport; intra-Golgi vesicle-mediated transport; intracellular protein transport.
ACAAUCUGCCUUAUUGGCUGCCAUAUUGAUAACUAAAACUCCCAGUGUCCCACGCGAUUUACCACCGCGGCAGUCGCCACGUCUCUACCUCCACUCUCCAUAUCACUAACACUUUUUCCUCGAUGGCAGCGGUUUCUUAUUUCGAUCAACCGCUUUAACAUUGAUUUUCGUACUGACGAUCUAGAGCAUCCCUGCCAAAAUAUACGAGGACGAAGGACAUUGCGGCCGAACCUGUAAAAAAUGCCACUGCGACUGGACAUUAAACGCAAGUUAACGGCGAGGUCGGACAGAGUAAAAUGUGUCGACCUUCACCCUACCGAGCCAUGGAUGCUGUGCUCGCUGUACCAGGGCAACGUGAAUAUUUGGAACCACGAGACGCAGACACUCGUAAAAACAUUCGAGGUCUGCGAUCUUCCUGUCAGAUCUGCCAAAUUUGUACCGAGAAAAAAUUGGGUUCUCACGGGAUCCGACGACAUGCAAAUCAGAGUCUUCAACUACAAUACUUUGGAGCGGGUUCAUUCCUUCGAGGCACAUAGCGACUAUGUCAGAUGCAUCACGGUACACCCAACGCAGCCAUUUAUUCUCACCAGCAGUGAUGAUAUGCUGAUUAAACUAUGGAACUGGGAUAAGUCGUGGCUUUGCCAACAAGUAUUCGAGGGCCACACGCACUACGUCAUGCAGAUCGUCUUCAAUCCAAAGGACAACAACACCUUCGCCAGCGCAUCCCUCGACAGAACUGUCAAAGUCUGGCAGCUCGGCUCCUCCACGGCGAAUUUCACCCUCGAGGGACACGAAAAGGGCAUCAACUGCGUGGAUUACUAUCACGGGGGCGACAAGCCCUAUUUGAUUUCCGGAGCCGACGACCGUUACGUCAAGAUCUGGGACUACCAGAACAAGACCUGCGUACAGACCCUCGAGGGGCACACGCAAAAUAUCUCGGCGGUGUGCUUCCAUCCGGAGCUGCCGAUCGUCCUGACCGGAUCGGAAGACGGCACCGUCAGAAUAUGGCACGCCGGCACCUACAGACUCGAGUCGCCACUGAAUUACGGCUUCGAGAGGGUCUGGACGAUCGCGUGCAUGAAAGGCUCGAAUAACGUUGCCAUCGGCUAUGACGAGGGCAGCGUUAUGGUGAAAGUGGGACGCGAGGAGCCCGCUGUCUCCAUGGACUCUUCCGGUGGUAAGAUUGUCUGGGCCAAGCAUAGCGAGAUUCAGCAGGUGAAUCUCAAGGCCCUGGGCGAGGAGGCCCAGGAUGGUGAAAAGUUGCCCUUAAUCGUCAAGGACAUGGGAGCAUGUGAAAUUUAUCCGCAAACGAUUCAACACAAUCCCAAUGGAAGGUUCUUGGUAGUUUGUGGGGACGGAGAGUACAUUAUCUACACGUCAAUGGCUCUGAGAAACAAAGCCUUUGGGCAGGCGUUUGAAUUCGUCUGGGCUGCGGAUUCCAGUCAAUAUGCAGUUAGAGAAAGCUCGACUACUGUCAAGGUAUUCAAGAACUUUAAGGAAAAGAAAAGCUUCAAACCAGACUUUGGAGCUGAUAGUAUUUUUGGUGGAUAUUUGUUGGGAAUCUAUUCUAGCUCGGGGCUUUCGUUUUACGACUGGGACACGCUCAAACUCAUCCGGCGUAUCGACAUUCAACCAACUCAUGUCUACUGGGCGGAAAACGCCUCCCUCGUCGCCCUCGCCACAGCCGACCAAUAUUUUAUUCUUAAAUACCGUACCGAAGCCGUCCAAGGAGCUACCGAAAAUUCCGAGGACAUAGAAGAUGCAUUCGAGAUGAUUGCAGAAAUGAACGAAGUGGUUAAAACGGGUCUUUGGGUCGGUGACUGCUUCAUCUACACUAACAGUGUAAAUAGAGUAAAUUAUUUUGUAGGAGGAGAAGUGGUAACUGUAUCGCAUUUAGACAGACCAAUGUAUUUACUUGGUUAUGUUCCAAAGGAUAAUAGAUUAUAUCUGUGCGACAAAGAAUUAUCAGUAGUUUCUUAUUCGUUAUUAUUAUCCGUAUUGGAGUAUCAGACUGCAGUUAUGCGAAAAGACUUUGACACUGCCAACAAGGUGCUACCAACGGUUCCAAAAGAGCAUCGUACCCGUGUAGCUCAUUUUUUGGAAAAACAGGGUUUUAAAAGGCAAGCGCUCGCGGUUUCGACAGAUCCGGAGCACAGAUUUGAAUUGGCUCUUGCAUUGGAGGAUCUUGAUACGGCUCACGAGUUGGCUAAGGAAGCAAAAUGUCAACAAAAAUGGCGUCAACUCGCCUCGCUGGCAACGCAACAAGGAAAGCUUCGCCUCGUUCAGGAAUGCUUGCACAAAGCCGAGGACUUUGCCGGUCUUCUUUUAUUAGCGACAAGUACUGGCAAUGCAGACAUGGUGGAAAAAUUGGCUUCUGCCUCGGAUGAGUCGGGGAAAAACAACAUCUCCUUCCUCUCGUACUUUUUGCUCGGUGACAUCGACAAGUGCUUGGAGAUUCUUAUAAAAACCGAUCGCAUACCCGAAGCGGCAUUCUUCGCAAGGACCUACGCGCCCAGUAAAAUAUCAUCCAUUGUGAAGCUGUGGAAAGAGAAGCUGUCGGCCGUCAGUGAAAAAGCAGGACAGAGCUUAGCGGACCCCGAGCAGUAUGCUAAUCUCUUCCCGGAAUACAAGGAAUCGCUGAAGGUCGAGAAGUACAUGAGAGAACAGUAUAAGAAGCGAAUUCCGGCAUCGAAAUAUCCGACGUUAACACCAAACAUCAAACGGAACGCCCGAGAAGAGAUGCUGGCGGCAGCCAGAUUAUCCGGGGUCACGAGCGAAUCGAGCGAGUCCCUCGACCAGCCCGAGCCCGAGCCCGAGCUCGAGCCCGAGAAGGACAUAUCCGAGGUGGUCGAACGACUGAUGGACGUGGACAUCAACCAGUCGCUGACGAACGAACCCGCCGCCGCCGAGGGCAAUAAGCUCGACGGCAAUAAGCUCGACGGCAAUAAGCUCGAGGGCAAUAAGCUCGAGGGCAAUAAGGCCGAGGGUAAUAAAACCGAGGCAACCACCGCACAAACCUCCAGUACGUCGAGGCCCCUCACCCUCGACGACGACGACGACGAAUUCGACUUCGACUUCGAGAUUAACGCGAACUUCGACAUCAACGACGUAAGCUCGGACGAAAUUCUGGAUGAUUGAUGAGGAGGAGUCACACCAAAACAAGAUAAAUGAAAAUGAAAUAAACAUGAAAAAAAGUGCACCUACCCGACAUAUAUGAUGGCAGUGUAUUUACUUAUACCGCAAUCAUUAUUCGAGUGGAAAA